Messenger RNA from Gossypium arboreum, 4397 nucleotides. RefSeq names its product indole-3-acetaldehyde oxidase-like. Bases 1091 to 4249 code for a protein of 1052 amino acids. The transcript has 10 exons. Lineage: Eukaryota; Viridiplantae; Streptophyta; Magnoliopsida; Malvales; Malvaceae. Gene Ontology annotation, molecular function: aldehyde oxidase activity; FAD binding; iron ion binding. The record is from RefSeq and is a predicted model, not a curated record.
ACUAUUAUAGAAUAAGUUGUUGUGCCUAACGUUGAUUAAAAUAAAUAGAUUAAACUUAUUAUCUUUUGCGUACCAGUUAGCGUUGAAAUCGAGUUCAAUAUCAGAAUCAAUAUUCAGUUUUUUUAAUCAGAUUUGAUAAACGGUGAAGAAGAAGAAGAAUGCCAUGGAUACAACAACAAAACAAAGAUUGGUUUUUGCUGUAAAUGGACAGAGGUUUGAGGUGUAUAGCAUUGACCCUUCAACUACUUUGCUUGAGUUUCUGCGGUCUCAAACUCCUUUUAAAAGUGUCAAGCUCAGUUGUGGAGAAGGAGGAUGUGGUGCUUGCAUUGUCCUACUUUCAAAGUAUGAUCAUGUUCACAACAAGGUUGAGGAUUUCACUGUGAGUUCCUGCCUAACAUUUUUAUGCAGUAUAAAUGGAUGCUCAAUCAUUACAGCUGAGGGAAUUGGGAACACCAAGGAUGGGUUCCACCCCAUUCAACAACGAUUCUCGGGUUUCCAUGCUUCUCAAUGUGGCUUUUGCACUCCUGGAAUGUGUGUUUCUCUCUAUGCAUCUCUUGUUAAUGCUGAUAAGAUGAAUAAUCGAGCAGAGCCUUCACCAGGAUUUUCCAAGCUGACAGUUUCUGAAGCUGAAAAGUCUAUUGCAGGAAAUCUUUGUCAAUGUACCGGUUACCGACCCAUUGUUGAUGCCUGUAAAAGUUUUGCUACUGAUGUUGACAUGGAGGAUUUAGGGUUUAACUCCUACUGGAGAAAAGGGGAAAGUAAUGAAGUAAAGUUGAGUAGGUUACCUCCGUACAAUUGCAACUAUGUGACUCGUGUGUUUCCUGAGUUUUUAAAGAAGGAAACUGCAGUUGGUCUCAAUCUGGGCUCUGAAAGGUAUCAUUGGUAUAGUCCUGUUAGUCUUAAGGAGCUACAGGGUUUAUUGCAAAUGGAAGCUAAUGGGGGAACUUCAAUGAAGAUUAUAGUUGGUAACACUGGAAUGGGUUAUUACAAGGAGCUAGUACACUAUGAUAAGUAGAUUGAUCUGAGAUACAUUCCUGAGCUUUCAAUAGUUAGAAAAGAUUCAACAGGGAUUGAAAUUGGAGCAGCUGUGAUGAUUUCUAAAGCUAUUGAAGCGUUGAAGGAAGAAAAUCAAGGUGGAUUCAGUAAAGAAGCUAAAUUGGUAUUCAAAAAAAUCGGUGACCACAUGGACAAGAUUGCUUCCAAGUUCAUUAGGAAUUCAGGUAGUGUAGGUGGGAAUUUGAUGAUGGCCCAGAGGAAACAUUUUCCUUCAGAUAUUGCUACAAUACUACUUUCUGUGGAUACAAUUUUAGAAAUAAUGACAGGUGAGAGACGUUUAAAGCUUACACUAGAGGAGUUCCUUGGAAGGCCUCCAUUGGAUUCGAAAACUGUUCUGUUAAGUAUUAAAAUCCCAUGUUGGGAAUCAAGUAGGGUUGUUUCUUCUGAUGCCUGUAAUAAGUUACUUUUCGAAACAUAUCGAGCUGCACCACGUCCUCUUGGAAAUGCACUCCCCUAUUUGAAUGUUGCUUUCUUGGCUCAGGUGUCUCUCUGUAAGAAUCCUACAGGAUUUAUGCUAAAAAAUUGUCGGUUCGCUUUUGGCGCUUACGGAACCAAGCGCUCUAUUAGGGUGAAGGAGGUUGAGGAGUUUCUAUAUGGAAAAUUACUAAGUUUUGGUGUGCUGUAUGAUGCUAUUAAAUUGCUUGAAACUUUGGUAAUACCUGAAGAUGGCACUUCUAGUCCAGCAUAUCGAUCAAGCUUGGCUGUUGGCUUUCUUUUCGAGUUCCUAAGCCCCUUAAUUGACUCCCCUAUCGACUUUUCUGAUGGUCUUGUUAAUAGAUAUAAUAGAACUUUGUUGUCCAAGAAUUCAAAUCAGCAGCAUGAUCUUGGUCAAAUCGAAUUCCCAACUCUGUUAUCAUCUUCAAGGCAGGUGAUUCAGUUAAAUAAAGAAUAUCAUCCGGUCGGAGAGCCAACAAUAAAAACCGGAGCUAUCCUCCAAGCCUCUGGUGAAGCUGUUUAUAUAGAUGACAUUCCAUCCCCUAAAGAUUGCCUAUAUGGAGCAUUUAUAUAUAGCUUAGAGCCUCGGGCACGGGUGAAGGGUAUCAAGUUCAAUCCUGGAUCAUCACCAAAAGGAGUUAUUGCACUUAUUACUUCCAAAGACAUUCCUGGUUUGAAUUUGGGUUCUAAAACAGUAUUUGGAACUGAACUUUUAUAUGCUGAUGAUCUUACCGAAGGCGUUGGUCAGCGGAUUGCCUUUGUGGUUGCGGAUACGCAGAAAAAUGCAAACAUUGCAGCUGAUCUUGCAGUAGUUGAUUAUGACAAGGAAAAUAUAGAACCUCCAAUAUUAUCUGUAGAAGAGGCAGUUGAGAGAAGUAGCUUUUACGCUCCUUUGUUUUAUCCUGAACAGUUUGGUGAUUUCUCGAAAGGAAUGGCCGAAGCUGAUCACCGAAUUCUCAACUCUCAGAUCAAACUUGGGUCGCAAUACUAUUUUUAUAUGGAGACACAAACUGCUCUUGCCGUUCCGGAUGAGGACAACUGCAUGGAAGUAUAUAGUUCUAUUCAAUGCCCCGAAUUUGCUCAUGAUACUAUAGCUAGAUGCCUCGGUGUUCCUGCCCAUAAUGUUCGUGUAAAAACUAGAAGGCUUGGAGGAGGAUUUGGUGGAAAGGCUGUAAAAUCCAUAGCAGUUGCAUCAGCAUGUGCUGUAGCUGCUUACAAGUUAAACCGUCCGGUCCGAAUUUAUAUGGAUAGGAAGACUGAUAUGAUAAUGUCAGGAGGAAGGCAUCCGAUGAAAAUAACAUACAAUGUGGGAUUCAAAAGUACCGGAAAGAUUACAGCCCUGAAACUUGAUAUAUUGAUUGAUUCAGGGAUGUUUGUCGAUGUAAGUCCAAUAUUGUCAGAUCAUAUGCUAGGGUCACUUAAAAAGUAUGAUUGGGGUGCUUUAUCUUUCGAUAUAAAACUUUGCAAAACGAAUCUUCCAAGCCGAGCAGCGAUGAGAGCCCCUGGAGAUGUGCAGACCUCGUACAUAGCUGAAGUUGUAAUUGAACAUAUUGCAUCGACCCUUUCUAUGGACGUUGAUUCUAUUCGAAAUAUUAAUCUCCACACUCACAACAGCCUCAACUUAUUCUUUGCGAGUGCCGCAGGAGAACCAUUAGAGUAUACGUUACCUUCAAUAUGGGAUAAGUUGGCCAGUACUUCGAGCUUUUACCAUAGGACCGAAAUGGUUAAAGAAUUCAAUAGGUGCCAUAAAUGGAAGAAGAGAGGUAUUUCAAGGGUGCCUAUUGUCCACGAAGUGAAGAUGAGAUCAACACCGGGGAAAGUAAGCAUCCUACGUGAUGGAUCGAUUGUGGUUGAGGUUGGAGGAAUCGAAAUGGGGCAGGGUCUUUGGACGAAAGUAAAACAAAUGACUGCAUAUGGUCUUGGUUUGGUUAAAUGUGGUGGAACACAAGAUCUUUUGGAGAAAGUAAGGGUCAUAGAAGCUGAUACUUUGAGUGUGAUUCAAGGUGGUAUGACUGCGGGAAGCACGACAUCGGAGUCAAGCUGUGAAGCAGUACGACUUUGCUGUAAAGUGUUGGUUGAAAGGCUUGUCCCUCUCAAGCAAAGGUUGAUGGAGCAAAUUAGAUCCUUAGAGUGGGAGACGCUGAUCCUUGAGGCAUAUCGCAACUCUGUAAACUUAUCAGCAAGUUCACUAUAUGUACCGAACUUCUCCACCAUGCACUACCUAAACUAUGCUGCAGCUGUGAGCGAGGUGGAGGUAAACCUUAUAACAGGCGAAACUACAAUUCUACAGACAGAUAUCAUAUAUGACUGUGGUGAAAGCCUAAAUCCUGCUGUCGAUUUAGGACAGAUUGAAGGAGCUUAUGUUCAAGGAAUUGGGUUCUUUAUGCUUGAGGAAUACAAUACAAAUUCAGAUGGAUUAGUGAUUACAAAUAACACAUGGACUUACAAGAUCCCCACGGUGGACACCAUUCCCAAACAAUUCAAUGUUGAAAUCUUCAACAGUGGGAAUCAUAAAAACCGCGUUCUUUCUUCCAAAGCUUCUGGGGAGCCGCCAUUAACGCUAGCAGUUUCAGUUCACUGUGCAACAAGAGCAGCUAUAAGAGAAGCCAGACGGCAACUUGUUUCGUGGAGUGGCCCAAACGAGGCUAGCUCAACAUUAGUCCAAUUAGAGGUACCUGCCACCAUGCAUGUGGUCAAGGAGCUUUGCGGGCUUGACAGUGUUCAGAAGUUUUUGCAGUGGACAACUGCCAAAAACUGAGGCCAAAAACAUUACUGUACAUAUAUAUUCAGGUGUAGACAAGAAUAAGUUGAUAGAUUUCUUCACGUUGAAGCGAAGAUAAACAUCACUAUAGGUUUAUUUAAUAUAUUUGAGUUGAAUGAUGAAGCGGUCUAAAAAAAACCAAAAA